Molecule: messenger RNA, 1060 nt
Organism: Salmo salar (Atlantic salmon)
Lineage: Eukaryota; Metazoa; Chordata; Actinopteri; Salmoniformes; Salmonidae
Source: RefSeq, a predicted model, not a curated record
UUGUUAUAACGUUCCACACAGCCUUGAAAAGUCGUUUUGGCGGUUGGGCAAUGCAGGCUGUAGCUAGGCAUAAGAACGUAUUUUCAAUAUUAAUGUGGUUAUUAAUUCAACUUAUGAAACUAUGUUGUACAAGUGGACAUCUGUGUAUAUUAUCCUCUAUCUCUGUUCACGAGCUAUAGCAGACCAGCCCUGGUGCCACAAUGGCUGUGAGAACAGCCCCUCUUUCUGGCCCUCCCUUCCCAACUCUCAGUGUGGUGGGGUCAGACAGUCGCCGAUCAACAUUGAUACUAACCAGCUGACCUUUGACCCCAGUCUCCGCAACCUCACCUUCAGUGACAUCACUAAUCCACACAGCAUCAGGUUCCUCACCAACAAUGGACACACAGUGAGCUGUGUGUUAGAGGAGGGCCUGAUGGAGGUGAGAGGAGGGGGGCUCCCUCAUGGCUACACGGCCGUCAUGAUGCAUUUCCACUGGGGAGGCGACUCACUGUGCCACCCAGGCUCUGAGCACACAGUGGAUUCAGUCAGAUACCCCAUGGAGAUCCACCUUGUGACACUGAAGGAAGGCUUGACAAUGGAGCAGGCUAAGACUGACCCGGAGAGGGUAGCAGUGUUUGGAUUCUUCAUAGAUGUGACAGGCGACCAAUGGCAUGUGGAAUCCUGGACGACUUUGACAUCAUAUCUGCUGAAUAUAACAGAGAAGGGUUCAUCAGUUGACAUAGUGCAGCCACUAUCCAUCAGUGAUCUGCUAGGAAGUGUGGACCUCACCAAGUUCUACCGCUACCAGGGUUCUCUGACCACCCCCACCUGCGAUGAAGUGGUGGUAUGGACCGUGUUCGAAGAGCCAAUCAAGAUACGGAGAGAUCUAGUGGAGCUGUUUCCUAAAACACUGAAGUACAGAGACAUCUACCGGCCAGUGCAGCGCCUCAACGGGCGCCCCGUCUACGCUUCCCCCGGGGUGUCAGUGUCCCCACUGGGCCGCGUUAGCAGCAGUCAGACUUCCAGCAGGGGGGCUCUCUCGCCCGGCCUAUUACUACUGCUACUACUGGGCUGGGGGUGA